AUGCGCAUUCUCUGUCUCCAUGGAGCAGGCAUCAAUUCUCGUAUCUUCGAGAUGCAGACAGCUGCCAUCCGCUACGAGCUAGCAGACGGCCACGUCUACGAUUUCGUCGAAGGUACCAUUCCUUGGAGCAUGUACCCAGGUGUUGAAACAAUCGCCUUGGAGAAAGAACCUGUUUUCGCGUACUUUGACGACAAAGACCCGCAGAGUGGUCUCGCCGUCUAUCGGCAUUUCGAACAACACCUGCGAGACGAGGGGCCAUACGAUGGUGUAAUUGCAUUCAGUCAAGCGGCGACGAUGAUCCUAACGUACCUUAUAUAUGUCUUCAGGAGAAAAAAGCGAGGAGACAACGUUGACAGCCCGUUCAGAUUCGCUGUGUUCUUCUCGGUUGUGCGGCCACCGAUUGACUAUGAGGGAUUACAGACGGGGGAGUUUGCAGUCGUUGAUUUAAAUGAUGUCAAGGGUAUUGUCGAGAUCCCCACGGUCCAUGUAUGGGGUGCACUGGAAGAGAGUGGCAGCCAAGCGGCCAUGGCGAGCGACGUCUGCAGGUCAGACAUGAAGUGGACGUAUGUUCACGAUCGAGGGCAUGAAAUUCCUGGCUCUGGGAGCAAGGAUGCUGUGACAAAGACAGCGAAUGCGAUACGAAGGGCGAUAGAGACUGCGUCGGAUCAUCUCGAUAAUAAAGAGUAG
Molecule: messenger RNA, 687 nt
Organism: Aspergillus udagawae
Lineage: Eukaryota; Fungi; Ascomycota; Eurotiomycetes; Eurotiales; Aspergillaceae
Exons: 5
Coding region: 1-687 (228 amino acids)
Cellular component (GO): nucleus; cytoplasm
Source: RefSeq, a predicted model, not a curated record